Mercurialis annua (annual mercury) is the source of this 1625-nucleotide messenger RNA. RefSeq names its product wax ester synthase/diacylglycerol acyltransferase 4-like. Gene Ontology annotation, biological process: triglyceride biosynthetic process. The record is from RefSeq and is a predicted model, not a curated record. Gene Ontology annotation, molecular function: long-chain-alcohol O-fatty-acyltransferase activity; diacylglycerol O-acyltransferase activity. Gene Ontology annotation, cellular component: plasma membrane. The coding region runs from base 31 to 1470 and encodes 479 amino acids. NCBI's taxonomy places the organism in Eukaryota, Viridiplantae, Streptophyta, Magnoliopsida, Malpighiales, Euphorbiaceae. The transcript has 5 exons.
AUUUUUGGUUGAUAGUAAACAAGAAAAAAAAUGGAGUUUACGAGAGAAGAAGAAGAAGAAAUGAUAGCGCCAGUUAGUCCAACAGGAUAUUACUUCAACAGCUCAGUGUUAAAUAUAUGUGUAGUUGGUGUUCUUGAAUUUGAACUUCCCAUUGAUGACUCCAAAGCCAUCACCUUGCUCCAACAUCUUUUUCUUCCCAUAAAUCCUCGUUUCUCGUCUAUCAUGAUUGAAGAGAAAAAUGGCAAAAAACAAUGGAAAAAAGUUGAUGUAAAUCUCAAAAACCACAUAAAAACCCCAACUUUCCCACCAAAAAAAUCACCAAAAUACUACGAAAAAUGCCUCGACAAAUAUCUCUCAGAACUAUCUACCCAAGAACUUCCACAAACUCAACCAUUAUGGGAAAUUCACGUAAUAAAAUACCCAACAACAAAUUCUUCCGGUACCGUAAUUUUCAAGAUUCACCACGCUCUCGGCGACGGUUAUUCAUUAAUGGGAGCUCUUCUUUCUUGUUUACAAAGAGCUGAAAACCCUAAUCUUCCAUUAACAUUUCCUUUUGUUUCAACUUUACCGGUGAAUAAUAUUUUUAAUGCAGGCGGUGGAGUAAAUAAUAAUGGCGUAUUUAAGAGUUUACCUAAGAUUCUGUCGUCCAUAUUUAAUACAGUUUCUGACUUUUCUUGGAGUGUUGUGAAAAGUAGCUUUCUUGAAGAUGAUGUAACUCCGAUUAGGUCUGGGGACCCUGGAGUUGAAUCUCGACCGUUGAGUAUCUCUACUAUGUCUUUUUCUCUCAAAGAUAUUGGAAUUAUUAGAGCCAAUCUUGGAGUGAGCGUAAACGAUGUGAUUACCGGAACGGUGUUCUUAGGAACAAGAUUAUACAUGCAAGCAAUGGAUGAAGAAUCAAGAAACGCCAAUUCGACUGCAUUAAUAUUGCUUAACACAAGAAUGUUUCGUGGGUACAAAUCAAUUGAGGAAAUGAUAAAAACUAAUUCAAAAUCACCAUGGGGCAACCACUUCGCAUUCUUACACAUUUCAAUACCUAAAUUAACAGACAAUCUUGAGUUGCAUCCGUUUAUGUUCGGUAAGAUUGCUCAAGAAACUAUCAAGAAGAAACGCAGUUCUUUAGCUGUUUAUCUUACUGCUGCACUUUUAGAAGCUGUUAAAAAAUUUAGAGGACCCGAGGAAGCAUCUAAGCUUGUCCACAGCACAUUGAAGAACACAAGCAUGGUAAUUACAAAUGUGAUUGGGCCAAUGGAAAAAAUGGCUUUGGAUGUUCAGCCAAUUAAGGGCCUGUACUUUAUGGCCACCGGCAAUCCUCAGAACCUCACGGUUACAAUAGUCAGCUACAUGGGAGAGCUGAGAGUUGCAAUUGGAGCAGAGAAAGGGUUUAUAGAUACUCACAAGUUGAAGUCAUUUAUAGAGAAUGCAUUUCAAAUGAUACUUAAAUCUGCUUCUAAUAUUCCAGAGAAUAAUUAAUUCUUCAAUUGAGUUUUUCAGAUUGUUGGAGAGUUAGGUUUAAAUUUGCUUCAAUUGUUCUUAAAUUCAUUUUUUAAAAUAUCUCUUUCAAUUGUUACUACUUAUUAUCGCCAUUCUCAGAAUAUUUUAAUGAAUUUCAUUGGUAUCAAUUUGUA